AUGGGUGAGACCCCAGUUGAGUACCUUCUCCAGCUUCAUCCAGACCUUAGCAAGCAAAAGGCUAGUAUUGACGCACUGGCCGAUGAACUUGAUGAAUUCAUAGGUGGAGUUGUACUGGUGAGUCAUGAUUCAAGGCUGAUAUCGCGUGUGUGUGAAAAUGAAGAGAGGAGUGAAAUUUGGGAUGUUAAGAAUGGCACGGUGACCCCUUACCUGGGGAAUUUCGAGGAGUACAAGGAGGAGCUACAAAGAGAAAUUGAAAAGGAAGUCGAUGACUGA
Molecule: messenger RNA, 276 nt
Organism: Pyrus x bretschneideri (Chinese white pear)
Lineage: Eukaryota; Viridiplantae; Streptophyta; Magnoliopsida; Rosales; Rosaceae
Product: ABC transporter F family member 4-like
Exons: 2
Coding region: 1-276 (91 amino acids)
Molecular function (GO): ATP binding
Source: RefSeq, a predicted model, not a curated record